GCCGCCGCCUGCUCGCGCACCGCACGUAGGCGCCGCUUAAAGGGGCAACGUGGCGGGGCCGCCGCCCUCGCGGCCGGGCGGGCUGCAGCCCGCAGGUGGAGCUGGUGCCCUUUUAAGAGACGGCCGCCCAGUGCCGGUGGUUUAUUUACAUGGGGGCUCGCGGGCGUCACGUGACUGUCAGCGGCGGGGGCUGCGCGCGGAGCGUCCGCGGGGCCAUGGCGGGAACCGGCGACGACGGCUCCUGGGUGGAGCUGCGCUAUGGCCCAGGCUGCCCCGAGCCGGCACCCUCGCCCUUCUCCUGCCACGCUGACGUGGAGCGGAUGCUGCUGGAAGCCCAGCUAGAGACGGAGAGCGGGGACGGGGCCCUGCUCGUGCUGGACGCUCCAGCCUGGGAUGACAGUGGAGCCGGGCAGGCGAGCGAGCAGUCAGGGGAGAGCGAGGUCCUUCCUGCACACAGCCAGCCCCCACUGGGCUGCCCCCACCCCCAGGGGAUACGCUGGAGGAAACCAAGCGGAGACAGCGACUCCUGCCAGCGUCCCUGGGCUGGGCCUGUACCCGCUGCCCCCGGUACCUGUCUCCAAACCUGUGCUGUGGAGCCUGCAGGGAGGUGCAGUGGGGAGGAAGAAGAGACUUUUCAGUUCAGAGCUGCUGCUGCUCUUCAUCCCCUCGCUGCUGCUCAGCCACCUCCUGACCCUGGGGCUGGGGAUCUACAUUGGGAAGCACCUGGCAGCCACCUCGGCCAACCCCCUGUGAGGAGCCCUGUGCUGCCCCGCUCGGUGCUGCUCAACCGCGACUCGCCCGACAUCGAGAGCCGCCUCAAGCGCCGGCGCAACCGCACGCAGCAGGUCCGCUUCAAGGACCUGGUGGAGGGCGGCUCAGGGCGGGCGGGCAGCCCCCCGCCCGGGCCCGCGGCCACCCCCGGCCCCAACACCCCACGUGCCUCGCCGCCCCCCAGGGACGCCCCUGAGCCGGCGGCUCUCCGUGCCUCGCGGCGCAGCUGGCCCCAGGCACAGCCGGGCUCGCUGACGCUGCCCAUGCCCAGGAAGGCGUGCAUGAGCACGGCCAUCCAGACCUCCCCCAGCCUCCAGAAGCCCUUCCCAGCUCCCCAGCCCCGCAGCAGGAGCGUCUGCGAUGUGGCAGGGGAUGCGGUACUGCCCGCUGUGGCGAGUGCCCGGUGCCCUGGGGUGGCCGUGCCCACCGCGACCAGCUGGGCUGUGCCCCCGCGGGCCCCUGGCAACCUCCCCACACAUGACCGCACCGUGGCUCUCGCCCAGCACGCCACGGUGUGCCCCCUACCACUGCCACCGCCCAGGGACCCCCCUCCCCCGUACCGCGGCACAGCCGGGUGUCCUGCUGCCCGCUGCGCCCCGGAGCCCUGCCCGCCGCCCCCCGCCUGUGCCCAGCUCCGCGGGAGCCCACGAGGUGGCCACGGGGUCACCCCACGCCCGGCCUCCGUACCCUGUGGCCAGCCCCGACCUCCCGCUGAGCACCGGGGGCUUGGCCGGAGCGACUCAGAGCGGGCCCUGCCCUGCGGCCGCCCACCACCCCAGCCCUCCCCGCACCGCCGGCAGCCCGGCCCCGCCACGGACACCCACGGCCUCCGCCAGCCACCUCAGGGCAACCCCCCCCGGGACCCCCCUCCACCCCACCACCAGCUCUGCGGCUCGCCAUGGCGGGGGCCCUGCUGCGCCUCGCCAGCCCCCAUCCCACCGGUGCCGGGCUGGCACAGCUCUGCUGCUGCUGCUGCACCGGAGAAGACACCAGCUGUGCUCAGCACCUGCAGCCGGCUCCACGCUGCUGAGCCCGGGCAUGGCCGGGCAGGACCCGAGGGACACAGGGAGCUGCUGCCCCCGGUCCCACAGGGCCCCAGCAUGGGGACACAAACAGCAGGGUGGGCACCAGAGCCCCCCCAGCACGGGCAGCCCUGCCUCGCUGCUGAGCAACCGGAGACACUGCACCAUGUCCAGGACCUGCUGCAGCUGGUGGUGGUGGCCAAGGGACCGGUGGGACCACCAGCGAGGGACGAGGACGCCCAGACAACUCAGGGAGAGGGCCCCUGGCGGCCCGGGGAGCAGGGAGACCUGCAUUCCCAGCUGCAGUCCCUGGAAGGGGUGCUGGAGACCAGCCAACAAACCAUCAGGGUGCUGCUGGACGUCAUCCAGGACCUGGAGAAGAAGGAGGCGCAGCGGGACGGGCGACACUCGUACCGGACCGGGCAGGACAUCGCCAACUGCGGGACCUGCCGGGACUGUGCCUGUAUCAUCUACAGCGUGGAGCACGAUUUCCGGCAGCAGGAGGGCCGCUUCCAGCGCGUGCUGAGCCACAUCGAGGGCACCCCCGGGCCGAGCCCCCCCCCGACGGCCGUGGGGGCAGCGGGCACCACCUCACCGACCAGGCAGGAGCUGUCCCCGGCCCCAAAGCUGCCCGUGAAGUUGGACGUGAAGAAAUCGCGGCGCAAAUGCUUCUGGUUCCUGUGACCUUCGAGCCUGCAGCGCGGGGGCACCGGCCCAGCACUGACCCCCUGCCCACCUCUCCUCCCUCCCUCCUACGGUGGGGUUUGGGUAGCACCAGCUUUUCUAUUUUUGACCAUUCCGUUCAAGGCGGGAGCCCGGGUGUGGAGGGGAGCUGUGGCUGUAUUUGAGGAGAACUCAAUAAAUUCCACAGAGACGCUAUUUUUGUUA
Molecule: messenger RNA, 2681 nt
Organism: Pseudopipra pipra
Lineage: Eukaryota; Metazoa; Chordata; Aves; Passeriformes; Pipridae
Product: basic proline-rich protein-like
Exons: 9
Coding region: 150-2477 (775 amino acids)
Source: RefSeq, a predicted model, not a curated record